GCAGCUUCUGCAAUGGGGUUAAAAACAAACCUGGCUAUAGCCGCUGGUCUCCUUCUUUUGGCUGUUGUAGUUGUGGUUCCUCCAGCAACUCUCCUUUCUCCUCGAACGUCACAGUUCAGGGCAACAUUCAGGCAGAAAUGUCAGGCUUUCCCAGAAACCAGGGAAAGAUGUGAACAGUUAUUAAGUAUGUUUGAGGAAGCCUAUGUGGGACAAGAUCCAUGUAACUUUCCAGAUGAAACUUACCAUCCGCUCUUUGUGGAGAGUCCCUUCACACAUUCAUGUGACAAGACAAUGUUCUGGAGCGACACAAAAGAUCUGGUGCAUCAGUUCUGCAAGGGGAGGAAUCAUUUCAUCUCCCUGGAGAACACGUUGUUAGGGAACAUCAUGGAUGGCCUGACAUGGUGUGGAAAGAAGAGCAGCAAAGACACAUUCUUCUAUUUGUGUGAAAAGUGUGACAUCAACACAGUGUCUUCAUUCUGGGUCAGAGCCUCUGCAGAGUUUGCAGACUAUGCUUGUGGAAAUGCCAGUGUUCUGCUAAAUGCAGCAAUAAGCAAACCAUUUGAUCCCACCAGUUACUUUGGAGCUGUUGAAGUUAGGAAACUCGCCUUUCCCAGAGUGCAGAGCCUGACUGUUAUUCUUGUUAUCAAGAAUGAUAAUGCAGAUUGUAGCCAUGAGUCUCUGCAGGUUUUACGAGACAUUCUGGAUCCAAGUAUUACUCUCCACUGCCGUUCAGUUACUGAAUCCAAGAUACUGGAGUGUGUAGAAUCAGGUAUAACCACUGAUGCCUGUUGGACUCAAAACUACAACCUGUCAAGAAAUAUCUUAACAACUUAAUUACAUUUUGUAUUACUAUUCACAGUUUGUAUUUUAUAGGUAUUGUUUUGUUUUACAAAAUAGCUUAUAAUAGUGUAUUCAAAUUAAACCAGAAUAUUCAAUGUGCCUUAUUGGGAUUUUAGGGUAUAAACAAAGUUAUUCCUCAUUAUGAGGUAGAGAGGAAACAAAGCAAGGGUAUAAAGACUUUUUUUUGCAAUUAUUUUAAAAUCAGCCCCUUUAUACUGAUAACUAUAAAUAAAAUCCAGCACAACCAAUUAUCUUUAGAUUGAUGACAGAGUCCACUUAUGUGUGCUUUAAUCUCAAAAUAAAUCCAGCUGUGGAAGCUGGAUGCAGCUAAAUGCAGGAUAAUCCUGGUGGAAAACCUUUGAGAAGCUGGAAAAAGUAUUGAAACUGUAUUGAGAUGAGGGUCAGCUUCCAGCAGGACAAACAUAUGACUAUUAUUUAUGUGCCAAUAUAAACAGUUAAUUAAAAAAGAAGUAAUAAAUAAAUUGUAUUGUCACGGUAGUACCACAAAAUAUCAGAAUACAACUUUAAGUCCAUCACCCAGGCCGAAAAUACAGUUAAUGGAGGUUCUGCAAAACAUAUAUAUAGAAAACUAGGUUUUUUAUUGCUACAUGUAUUUUCUGUACAGUUUGUGGCAGCAGCAGAAAAAUGAUUCAUUCAUAAUUUUUUCAAGGGACUAAAAUGUAAUCAAAUUAAAAUAUUUCCAUAUAAAACAUAUUAUUUUUAUGGAGCAUUUCUAUUCUUUAACUAUGGAGUAGAAAUUUAAUCAGUUUCUUACCAAGUUGCACUGAUGUAAAUGAAUAAGCCAGACCUGAUAAGUAAUCUACAGUGGCAAGAUAUUGAUUAUUA
This is a messenger RNA of Poeciliopsis prolifica (blackstripe livebearer), 1686 nucleotides long. RefSeq names its product ADP-ribosyl cyclase/cyclic ADP-ribose hydrolase 1-like. The transcript has 8 exons. Gene Ontology annotation, biological process: positive regulation of B cell proliferation. The coding region runs from base 13 to 834 and encodes 273 amino acids. Gene Ontology annotation, cellular component: plasma membrane. Gene Ontology annotation, molecular function: NAD+ nucleosidase activity; phosphorus-oxygen lyase activity. The record is from RefSeq and is a predicted model, not a curated record. NCBI's taxonomy places the organism in Eukaryota, Metazoa, Chordata, Actinopteri, Cyprinodontiformes, Poeciliidae.